Canis lupus familiaris (dog) is the source of this 3461-nucleotide messenger RNA. It is a transcript of the gene NRN1L, whose product is annotated as neuritin 1 like. Bases 43 to 723 code for a protein of 226 amino acids. Lineage: Eukaryota; Metazoa; Chordata; Mammalia; Carnivora; Canidae. Gene Ontology annotation, biological process: nervous system development; neuron projection extension. The transcript has 3 exons. Gene Ontology annotation, cellular component: plasma membrane. The record is from RefSeq and is a predicted model, not a curated record.
CUCUGAGACAGGGGCCCUAGGGUCAGCUCUGCAACUGCCCGGAUGCCCAGCUCUUCUCUCUGGGGUCCCUCCCCUCCUCCUCUCUGGGUACUGGGGCGGGGCCACCAGCUGGCUUUGGGCCCCGCCCCCGGCUCCCAUCCAAUCACAAUCCUUUCUUACGGGGGCUGGGCCGAAGGGCUGCGCUUCCAAGCUGCUAGCUCCAGCACUAGGCUCCCAGCAGGGGAUGAUGCGGGGAUGAUGCGCAGAUACUGCUCCUGUCACCACCGCCAGCCACUGCCCCGACCUUCUGCCGUGCUGGGGCUGUUGCUGCUGUUGCUACCACUCGCAGCUGCACCAGGCACAGGGGGCUGUGACACCAUAUACCAGGGCUUCGCCGAGUGUCUCAUCCGCUUGGGGGACAGCAUGGGCCUUGGAGGCGAGCUGGAAACUGUCUGCAGGUCUUGGAAUGACUUCCACAUCUGUGCCUCCCGAGUCCUUUUGCGUUGCCCAGAAGAGGCUGCCGCUGUGUGGGAGUCACUACAGCAAGAAGCUCGCCGGGCUCCACACCCAGAUAACUUGCAUGCUCUGUGCAGCACCCCUGUGAGUGUUAGGGAGCAUGGCACAGGCCCUGAGACCAACCAGGAGACGCUGCAGGCAAGAGCAGCUGCACCCACCCCAGCCCCGACACCCCCACUGCUGGCGGCUGCUCUGGCGUUCGCCUGCCUCCUAGGCCCUCUGGCCUAGCCAGUCUGGUGAAAUAGCAGCACCUGCCUCCUACCCUGCUCUGGUGGCUGCUGUCGGAGCUCUGCAGAGUGCCCUUGGCUUUCAUUAAAGGUAUUUAUAUUUGUACUAAGCUCCUUCCUUUCUUCUGGCCUGAGCGCUGCUUGGCUGGGGCAGAACCUCCAGAAGCUAAUCCCCAUGACUGGAAGGGCGGGGCUGUGGCCACCACAGGGGACUCCGUCUCUCUACUUACAGACACUCAUUUCCAAGCGCUGGCUGUGCAGAGUUUUCCAUUGUGUGUAGGUUCCAGGAGCUCUGGUGGAUGCACAGCCUUCCUCUGCUCCCCUCCCCCGGGGCUGACAUUUCUACCCCUGCCUGCUCCUCCUAUUCUGACCCCUGUGGGCCCUGUGAGGGGGAGAAGUGUACCGCCCCCUCACCCCUCAAGCCAGUUCACCCCCAUCCCCAUGUUCGUUCCAGCCUCCACGUUCCUGCCAGCUCUGCUAACUACCACCUUAGCCUGCAAAACAGAUUAAGCGCUCUGUCCUCUCCCUUUCUGGGGUCCUGGUCUACCUGAGGGGAGCCUCUUCCAGAAGGUGGAGAAUCCCUGUUGGGGUCUAUAUUCAAGUCCCUGAGGUCACCUGCAGCUGCAAUCCCAGAAGACUUGCUGGAAGCAUGGAAUGAGGGUGUGGUGUGUAAGGAGACCCUGUUCAUCCUGGUGGAGAAAAGCAAGAAUCUGUGUGGCAGAACCCUGAGGGAAGGAGUCCUCAGAGAGGGUGAGACCCUCUCUCAAUCGGUCUUCUGCCUCCGCCUCUAGGACCUUACUCCAAGCCACCACCCCAUGACUUGGGUGGUGCUCUGCUCUCACUCCCUCUGCUUUACUCUAUGGGGCAGCAUAAGCCAGCUCCGCCCAUAGUUGAUUCAGUCCCCUCCUGAGACUCCCCUCUGUCUGAGCUUGGAGCAGGAUGGACAUACAAGUCCUUGGCAUCAGGAGAGGCUUUGGGGAAGGCAUGUGACAGGGGUGAUAGAGGAGGUCGGUCUGUGAGACUUGCAGGUAGUGGAAGAGAGAUGGGGCUGAGUUGGAGAGGGCUUUACAAGAGAAGCCCAAGGAAAUCAGUGUAGGAAUCUAGAGUUUGGCAGACUAGAUUUACACUAAAGCCCAUGCUGGGGGGCAGGUGCCUUAAGUGACCUUUGUUUGGUAGGUGACAGGUGCCUCCAGAGACUUUCAUCCUCGUGUAUAGAAGCCCUACUUUAUCCAUUCUUCCCAAGCCCCUUCCCAUUCCAGUUAGCUCAGAUACUCAAUCAGCUCUCUCUGCCUUACCUUUGCUCCUCUGCCUCAUUCACCUGUACCUUUAUCUUCACUUCUAUCUCCCAACCAGUUAGUUAUCCAUCUCACAUCACCUGAAGGAGAAAGUUCAGAAGAAAAUCCCUCUCACGUCUGCUCCACUUUGACCACCAGAAUUUUCCAGAAGGAAAGACCAGGCUUUUAUCUCCUUGGUUCUUUGUAUAUUUAUUAUCUGUACUCAGAAUGCCCUUCCCCAUAUCCUCCUGGUGAACUCCUGUUCUUGUUCAGUAUCACCUUCCUAAUCCUGACUUUGAACCUGAAUCAGAAGCUUCCUACAGGUCCAUACAGCUCCCCGGUUGUCUUCUGUCUCAGUACUGAUAACACAGGCUUGUUACUGUCUGGGUCCGGGUCAGAAUUCUGCACUGUGGACUCCGCAAUGCCCCUCUGUAUGUCUCUAGCACCCAACUUAGGGGUUGGGUAUAAAGAGUACCCUUGCAGAAGUGUGUGGAAUCAAAGACAAUCUCUUAAGCCCAGCAUAGGAAGUGUUAGAAUUAGUAAGAGAUCAGACUGGAGCAUCAGUCCUCAGCAUGGAGGAUGUGUCAUUUGGGGCAGCCCCCUUACCUGGCCUGGGCAUAUUUUGGGAAGGAUGAUGCUGGGAAUCCAGACCCUGAAAGUCUUCUCAGAGCCACUCUUGGUGGGUGGCCAGGAGCAGCCUGCUUCCAGGAGCAGAGGCCCAACUGUUUUGACCAGCCUUCAGGGGGAUUACCAUAUUCCUGCUGUGACCUACUUUACCCUGGUUUUUGCACCCUAAGUCCCUGCUCUUCCCUGGAAUCUAGUGACUUGUAAUGUGUGCAUGGGGGUGGGGACAGAUCUGCUUUCUGGCCAGGGGCUUAAGAGCUUUGUAUGUUUUAUCCCAGAGCUGGAGGAGAGGGGUGGGCUGAUUGCCAGACUGGGCCCUGGACACAUCUGCCCAGGCCAGAGCGUAAUGGUGAUGGUGUGUCUCACAUUUACAUCUCUGUAGACAUGGAAUACCUUAUUGCUUAGGGGACAGCCUGGGGGCCAUAUGUCCUGAACUCAGUCCCUCUGUAUCAACCUACCUCUUCAUCUCAGGGCCUUGUGUUUUUUUACCAGAACCCAGACCAGCAGCUGCCAGUAGCUGGACUUAAUAGAUACUUGUUGGAUUAAUUUGCUGAGUGUCUGUAAAAUUGGGGUGUUGUGUGGAUUUCUAAGCCCCACCAACCCUAGAAUUCCAUACUGCUUUUAUCCUUCACAACAACUCUGUGGGGUCAGGAUUAGACUCCCAUAAAACAUAAGAAAAAUGAGGCUUAAGGAGGGGAGAUGUCUUGCCUAAGGUUACACAGCUGUGAAAGUGUCAGAACUUGGGAUAUGAUCCCAGGUUUGUUUGACCCCAAAGUUCAUGCCCUUAAUCAUCACACUAGACUUUUGGAAGUGAUUUUUUUUUUUUUUUUUGGAGGUGGGG